AUGAUGAAUGAACUGCCGAUGGCGCUGAUAAAGUAUCUGUUGCAUUUGACAGGUAUUGGUGUUGUAAGUUAUGUAACUGUAGCAUUACUUAUCCCUCUUAUCGGACGUCGUAUGCCCGCUAAGCUCUCGGGUAAAGAUUUAUGCAAACGAGGCACUCCAGCGGGAGAUCUUCCAAUUCCCGAAGCUCUAGGAAUUGUCUCAGGAAUCGUGUACAUUGCAGCGCUAAUUGUGACGGUGGUCAUUGUUGUGGACAAUUCCGACGUGAAGCGCAUGAUGGUGUGGGGGAUCAUUAGUAUCCUGUCCAUGAUCUUGCUGGGCUUUACCGAUGACUUGUCAGAUUUACGUUGGCGUCACAAAUUGUUGUUCCCACCGCUAGCGUCGCUAGCGCUGUUGAUCAAUUACGCUGGACUUACGGCUGUGGUGCUGCCCAAGCCUGUGCGCUUUUUGUUCGCGAAGGACAAAAUGCUGUACACGAUGUUGAAUCCUGUCGUGCCACUCAGUGAUGGGGGAGAGAUUAUUGAGCUUGGUCUUUUUUACUACUUGUACAUGGGUAUGAUGGCAGUCUUUUGCACGAACGCAAUUAACAUCUAUGCGGGUGUGAAUGGGCUGGAGGCAGGACAGUCCUUUGUAAUUGGCGCUGCUGUUGUCGUGCAGAAUGUGUGGCAAAUUCUACUGGGCCAUGACAACGAGAACUUUCACUACCUGUCGCUCAUGUUCAUGGUACCCUUCCUGGCGACAACGCUUGGUCUUUUGAGACACAAUUGGUACCCGUCACGCGUCUUUGUCGGAGACACGUUCUGUUACUACGCUGGUAUGACGUUUGCAGUAUGUGGCAUCCUGGGUCACUUCAGCAAGACCCUUUUGCUUUUCUUUCUGCCACAGGUCCUCAACUUCCUGUACUCGAUCCCGCAGCUGUUCAAGAUUGUUCCUUGCCCGCGUCACCGGCUGCCAAAGUAUAACGCAAAGACUGGUUUAUUAGAGCCGUCUACUAUUACGCCCGAGUCCACACGAUCCAACUACACGAUUAUCAAUCUGUUCCUUGUAGUGUUUGGACCCAUGAAGGAGGUGCACCUUGUUUUAGCAUUGCUUGCGUUUCAGGUUCUGUGCUGUGGUCUGGCCUUCUUCAUUCGCUAUGGGAUCAGUGGUUACUUCUACGACUUUGUGCAGUAG
Molecule: messenger RNA, 1170 nt
Organism: Peronospora farinosa
Lineage: Eukaryota; Oomycota; Peronosporomycetes; Peronosporales; Peronosporaceae
Source: the annotation of a GenBank genome assembly